Messenger RNA from Colletotrichum lupini, 2034 nucleotides. RefSeq names its product glutamine amidotransferase class-I. Gene Ontology annotation, biological process: transmembrane transport; spermidine transport; spermine transport. NCBI's taxonomy places the organism in Eukaryota, Fungi, Ascomycota, Sordariomycetes, Glomerellales, Glomerellaceae. Gene Ontology annotation, cellular component: membrane. The coding region runs from base 1 to 2034 and encodes 677 amino acids. The record is from RefSeq and is a predicted model, not a curated record. Gene Ontology annotation, molecular function: spermine transmembrane transporter activity; spermidine transmembrane transporter activity. The transcript has 5 exons.
AUGGCAAAUCCACAAGAAGUUGACCCGCCCGACUGGAGGGGACCAGAUGACCCAGACUGUCCAUACAACUGGCCGUUGUGGAAGCGCAUCUACAGCACCAGUAUUCCAGCUUUUCUUUGUGUUAACGUGUCAUUCGCCUCUUCCGUCUACACCUCUGGCGCCAACGAUGUGUCGGAAAAGUUUGGAGUGUCACAUACUGCGUCUCUCCUCGGCCUUUCCCUCUUCCUCUGGGCCCUCGGUCUUGGUGCCAUCAUAGCCGCACCCGUGAGUGAAUACUAUGGCCGCAGGAUCGUCUAUCUCAGCACCGUCCCAGUCUUUGGACUAUUCAUCCUGGGCUCGGGACUGGCACAGAACUUCACGACACUGAUUGCGUGUCGCUUCUUCGCCGGCUUCUUUGGUAGUGCCGUUGUUUCCGUCGGUGGCGGGACGAACGCCGAUCUAUGGCCACCCGCACUGGCGGGAUUCGUCUAUCCUUUCUACUUUGUAUCUCCAUUCCUCGGACCGGCUUUUGGGCCUGUUAUCGGCGGCUUUCUGGCUGAGGAGAAGGACUUUCGGUGGCUUGAAUGGGUCGUCCUCUUCAUGGUGGCCUUCAACUAUAUCUAUGCCCUUCCACAAUUCGAGACAUACAAGAAGACUAUCCUCCAGAAACGUAUGCGUGCUGAGAAGCAGUCCGAUGCGCCUCAAGCUCAUUCGCCAAAGGUCGCCCUCCCUUCGAGUGCAAUCAUCCAACGUAUCGUCCUCAAACCUUUCAAGAUGCUCUUUGUCGAGUCCAUCGUGCUCUUCAUGACCAUCUAUAUGGCAUUCAACUUCGCUGUCUUUUACAGCUUUUUUGCAGCCUUUCCCUACGUUUUUGGGGGCCACUACGGCUUCACCCCAGGGCAGCAAGGUCUCACUUUCAUCUCUAUCGCGCUAGGCUGCGUCAUUGGCUUCUUAGCUGUGGUCUACAUCGACCGCAAGACCUACCCUGCGCUAGAGGCGAAAUAUGGAGUCGGCGCGGUGCCCCCAGAGUAUCGCCUCUACGGUGCUAUGGUCGGCUGCGCGCUCAAUCCGGCCAGCCUGUUCUGGUUCGGGUGGACAGCCGACAAGAGUAUCUACUGGCUCAGUCCAGUCAUUGCGUCUGUGCCGUUUGCCGUGGGCAACAUUAUGGUCUAUAGCAGCGGCGCGCUGUACAUCAUGAACUCCUAUGGUUCGUUGCAUGGCGCGAGCGCUCUCAGUGCUAACAGCCUUCUGAGGUAUGCGGGCGGAGCACUGCAUACAAUGGGCUCCAUCCCGACUCCUGGCCAGGUCCGACUGGCUAUCCUCGUUACCGAUGAGCCGCUGCCUAGCGUAUCGGCCAAGCUAGGCCGCUUCGACACCAUCUUCACGACACUUCUCAAAAAUUCAUGCGAAAGCCUUGACCCACCACAGACACUGGAGUCUCAGCUGGCGCUAACUUCGUACAACGUGGUGGCUGAAGACGGUGUGGAUGCCGCUUACCCCGAGCCUGAGGAUGUCGAUGCCGUGCUCAUCACAGGAUCUCGGCAUUCGGCUUAUGCUGACGAUGAAUGGAUGGUGAGGCUGACGGCUUUCACCCGGAUGCUUCUGGAUGAGGGCCGUGUUCGCGUCAUUGGUGUUUGCUUCGGGCACCAGAUCGUUGCUCGCGCCCUUGGUGCACAGGUUGCCCGGUCCCCCGGAGGUUGGGAGCUGUCUGUCACGGAGCUGGAGUUGACAGACGAGGGCAAAAAGGUGUUUGGGUCUGAGAGCCUGAGCAUCUAUCAGACACAUCGCGAUGCAGUUCUCGGCCUGCCUUCUGGUGUCACAUUAUUAGCCCACACCAAGCAAUGCCCAAUUCAAGCCCUGUAUGUCCCUCGGAGGUUCAUCACAGUGCAGGGCCACCCUGAGUUCUCCCCUUUCAUGAUGAGCGAAAUGUUGCAGAUCCGCCAUCAGGCCGGCAUUAUUCCGGAAGAGCCUUUCAAGGACGCCAUGUCAAGGUACUCGGAUGCUCACGAUGGUGUUUCCAUUGGGCGAAGUUUUCUACGCUUCUUGAGGGAGUGA